Molecule: messenger RNA, 745 nt
Organism: Mangifera indica (mango)
Lineage: Eukaryota; Viridiplantae; Streptophyta; Magnoliopsida; Sapindales; Anacardiaceae
Product: 13 kDa ribonucleoprotein-associated protein-like
Exons: 4
Coding region: 158-544 (128 amino acids)
Biological process (GO): ribosome biogenesis; mRNA splicing, via spliceosome; maturation of SSU-rRNA
Cellular component (GO): U4/U6 x U5 tri-snRNP complex; nucleolus; small-subunit processome
Molecular function (GO): RNA binding
Source: RefSeq, a predicted model, not a curated record
GUUUUUUUUUUUUUUUUUGUUAAUACGAUGUCGUAUUCCUCCUUAACCUCUCUAUAAACGAUGGUCUCGAACUUUAUCCUAUUUCUCUCCUCUCAUGAACCCUAGUUAUUUUUGUGCUUGUCCCCAACAAGAACCCUAGCCUCCUUCAUCUACAAAAAUGACAGGAGAAGCAGUGAACCCAAAAGCAUACCCACUGGCGGAUUCACAUUUGACCAUUACAAUUCUCGAUCUCGUUCAACAAGCAGCCAACUACAAGCAGCUCAAAAAGGGUGCUAAUGAAGCAACCAAGACCCUUAACAGAGGAAUCUCCGAGUUCAUUGUGAUGGCUGCCGAUACGGAGCCUCUCGAGAUCCUUCUGCAUCUUCCCCUGCUUGCUGAAGACAAGAAUGUGCCGUAUGUGUUUGUUCCUUCAAAGCAGGCUCUCGGACGAGCAUGCGGUGUCACAAGACCAGUGAUUGCUUGCUCUGUUACAUCAAAUGAGGCUAGCCAAUUGAAAACACAAAUUCAACAACUCAAGGAUGCGAUUGAAAAGCUGUUGAUUUGAUAGGAAAGAUGAAGGAUGGUGUGCGGAAUCGGUGCGAUGGGCCUCUUGGGUGGCUUUGACUGCGGCACUAGGGAAUUGAGCUUAUUAUAUUAUUGGUCUUCCUUUAUGUUUUCUUAUUGUGCAUUGUGAGAUGAAGGGUGUAAUAAUACUUAUAGUUAAAACUUCAUAUUUGGUAUUGCUAUGAAUAUCAAUUAUUCUGUC